Molecule: messenger RNA, 711 nt
Organism: Desarmillaria tabescens
Lineage: Eukaryota; Fungi; Basidiomycota; Agaricomycetes; Agaricales; Physalacriaceae
Exons: 4
Coding region: 1-711 (236 amino acids)
Source: RefSeq, a predicted model, not a curated record
AUGGCUUUAUCAAUUCCCCGCUUUUCGAAUCCACAUCUCCUAGUAUCAUCAACGAAGAGCAUUGCACGCAAAGACCUUGACCUUGACUCAGAUGUCGACAGUAGCGAAGAAUCUGAUAACGCCCUGGUUACGUCUCUGAAUGAAAGGAUACGGAAAAUGAUGGAUAUCGAAAACGAUGCCACAAGUAGGAAACGAAGAAAAACCUCAAAUUCGGUCGAAGAGAAAGGGAAUGAACCACUGCUAUUUAGGUUGUGGUCGACGUCCAGCCAGCCGCAACACGUCGAGUUAUACCCAGAACAGAGUACGCAAACGUUCAUAAAUCCUCCUCGACAACAUGAAGACUCUGAGCGGCAAAGUAGCCAAAGAUGGAAACGGGCUGAAGCUAUCGCGGUAGACGUUAGUUGGAUACACGCAGAAUCCAGGAAACCAGUCAUGCCUUUCCCUUCGAGAACCAAGAAACACAUUCAUGCAAAAGCUCCGUCUCUCACGUAUGCACCUUGUUUGAUGGUAGCCCAAGUCUUGCAACCCGCCCGGAAAACACAUCCUCCAGUGCCUUCUUCUGCUUUGAUAUAUCACCCAUACGCUGCGAAUGCACCACUACCUCCCAGCCAGAGCGAUCGGGGAUUCGUCGAUAUAGAACUGUCACCGGAGAAUCUUGUGAUAAGAACGAAGCGAACUCGUCAUAGUCGAAAUCGCCGUCCUAUCGUGUAA